AUGACGAAACGAAAAUCCGACUCUGGCUCGAUUUUGCCGCGCAAAAAGGCCCGGCUAACGCAGCUUGACGAUGCGUCCAAUCCUCAGACUCGCCAUGUCUUCCUCGCGCCACCACAGCCACUGUCUCCAGCGAUGCCCCCACGACUCGAAAAGCGCAAGAGGAAUGGAUCGAAUCAGCUGCAGACCGACUCGGACGAAGAGCCUCGCGCAAAGCGGGCCAGGACGAACCACACGUCAGGCAAUUCAACCAGACGAUGGUCUCGAAGCUCCUCUCCAGAGCUGUGGCCGAGCAUAGGAUAUGAGCCAGAACAAGAACAGAAGCCGAAUCUGCGGGUAGAGGCGUUUCACCGGGCGUGGAUAGACGCAGAAUCAGUGUGCAGCUGCCAGCCACAGACUGUGAUCCGAAAUCCGCUACCAAGCCCGGUGCCUUCAGAUAGGGACACAAGCGAGCCUGAUGGAAACGAAUAUGCAGCUAUCGACGCCACCCCUUCACCGCAGAAUUCGACUUCAAUACCGCAGCCAUCACCAUCCCCGAACCUACCGCAAACGACUCUGCAUUGCCCGUCUCCGCUCAGAAGGAAACGGCGAAGCUCUCGCCGGCAGUCUGCAAUCCUUUCCCCAGUAUCAUCCCAAGGAAAAGAAUCUCAGCGACAGCCACGACGGAAGAAAAAUAGCCGUCGCCAAGACAAACCACUAGAGCAUAAUGAUGCACCUCUCAUCGAAACCAUUUUACACUCAAGACGGUCUUCCAGACGGAGCUCCGGAUGCGAACUGUGGUAUUUAAACGACAAUGGCAUUGCAUGCGCAGUUGCGAACAGCAGGUGA
Molecule: messenger RNA, 825 nt
Organism: Trichoderma gamsii
Lineage: Eukaryota; Fungi; Ascomycota; Sordariomycetes; Hypocreales; Hypocreaceae
Exons: 1
Coding region: 1-825 (274 amino acids)
Source: RefSeq, a predicted model, not a curated record